CUGGAAAGGACCUGCAUGUUGGGGCCGCAGUAUGUCAAGCUUGCUAUACCCUUCUAUUACGCUACUUAGGCAUCGCGUGUGAUACGACCAUCCCAGUCUACAUGCGGCUCCUCACUCGUGAUGGGCAAACCAAGCGGAGGGUGUGGUACGUGUCGUGCGAGGAGAGUCAAAUGCGAUGAAGCUAGACCAGUCUGCGGUCGUUGUAGAAAAGCAAGGCGGAGUUGUUCCGGCUAUCGAGACCCGCACUCUGUAUGGUUUAGAGACGAGAGCGAUGCAGUAGCCCGAAGAGUCAAGAGAUCUGCCACUUUAGACAAAGAAUCUUCCUCCACGGAGCCUUCGGUUCUAACGCUAGCAAGACGGAAUACCUCCCAGGAAGUAAAUCCUGGACACUACCCUCUGCGGUUCCCCCUAGCGAUAGUUAACUUUGCGUUGGAUCAUACCUUCCAAGCCACAUGCUUUUUCCUGAACACGUACACGUGGUUCAAUGCAUCUAACACGGUGGAGACCUCAUUCAAACAUGGUGCCGGCUCCGCUGAGUCCCUUGGCCAGAAAGCUAUGAUGGCUAGCAUUGCAUCCGUGGGCUUAGCGAAUCUUGCUAGUAUGCAGAGGUCCUCGUCAAUGCGGUUGUCGGCUCGGCGCGAGUAUACUAAGGCUCUGCAGCUGACAAACUCAGCCUUAUGCGAUCCGAAACUGGUUACAGCAGAUACCACGCUGACCGCGAUCGUUUGCUUAUCAUUAUACGAGAUUAUUGCUUGCCAGAGAAAUGAGAGCCUGCAAUCCUGGAUCGAACACUCACAGGGGGUGGCAACUGUCCUUGAACUUCGCGGCAGAGAUCAGCUUCGGCGCGAAGGCGGGUUCUGGAUGUUUCAAGCCCUCCGAAAUGAGGUGCUCCUUGGUUGCCUACAAAAGAAAACGAGACUCCCUUCUGUCCUGAUCGAUAUGCCUGAUCAAGUAGCUACCGACCUGGCGUCGUAUCCUCUCCCAACUGACGGAGAUCGACUAGUUAAGGUCAUGGCUAAGUUCGCCGGGCUUCAGGCUGAUGUCAGAGAAGGAAUUCUCUCGAACAGCAGUGAGAUUGUAAAGAUGGCCAUGGCCAUAGACUUGGAGCUAGAGCAAUUCGCUAGUAAUGUUUCAGCCAGUUUCACCUACAAGGUCGAGACACAGCCGGGCAGUGUGUCAUCCUGCGAGUACGAAAAGGGCAAUUUCUGCCAUUACCGAGGGACCUAUCACAUUUACCAAUCCGUCUGGUCCUGCAAUAUCUGGAACAACUACCGCUACAUCCGAAUCCUCGUUAACAACAUGAUCCUGACCCAUCUGCAAUCCAUGGCAUUGGGUGGCCAUCAAGUACUAGACUAUGGCCUCUUCAAGGCCCAUUGUAUUCGAAUUCGUGAUCUGAUGAGGCAGCUAGCGACAGACAUCUGCUGCUCUGUUCCUUUCAAGUUCGGAGUUGCUGGCAAUGAAAGCAAGAAUGUCUUUGAUUCUCCGCAUACCUAUGCGGGCACAGGGUUCACCAUGCUUCUGCCACUGACCAUGGCCGCACUUGUUGGCGGAGCUUCAAGCCCGAUGCAUAACUGGGCUAUGAGAUGCUUCAACGUGAUUGGUCGGGAGAUGGGCAUUGGCACCGCUUUAACUAUCAUCACGGUGUUAAGGGAAGAACAGGGAGGGCUACAUUGGAUAGAUGCGAUGGAGUCUGGCGACACCGUUUGGCCACGGACCAUGUUACAGUGAACUUGCUCAAGAC
Molecule: messenger RNA, 1741 nt
Organism: Aspergillus costaricaensis CBS 115574
Lineage: Eukaryota; Fungi; Ascomycota; Eurotiomycetes; Eurotiales; Aspergillaceae
Product: Zn(II)2Cys6 transcription factor
Exons: 4
Coding region: 121-1728 (535 amino acids)
Biological process (GO): regulation of DNA-templated transcription
Molecular function (GO): zinc ion binding; DNA-binding transcription factor activity, RNA polymerase II-specific
Source: RefSeq, a predicted model, not a curated record